CGAGUUUAGAUUGCAUUCGUUGCAGUAUCUCACAGUCUCCGGCGAUGGAGAUGAAGGCUGAAAGCAAGAAAAACGACGAGGUCCUCAGCAACUGCAGCCUCCUCUCUGUCAGACCUUAUGUCGCUCCGUCCUGGGCCUCACACCUAAAUCCAAUCCCCACUCACUUCUCUUCUCUUGCACAUGUUCCUACUCCCAUUCACAAGUGGAACCUUCCUAAUCUGCCCAACAACACCGAGGUCUGGCUCAAGCGUGAUGAUUUUCAGGGAAUGCAAAUGAGUGGCAAUAAAGUCAGAAAAUUAGAGUUCUUGAUAGCAGAUGCUUUGCAACAGGGUGCGGACUGUAUUAUAACCAUAGAAGCCAUCCAAAGCAAUCACUGCCGGGCUACUGCUGUGGCUGCAAAGUAUUUCAAUCUUGACACUUAUCUUAUUCUAAGCACUUCCAAGGCCCUUGUGAAUCAAGACCCUGGAUUGACUGGAAAUCUCCUUUUUGAGCGGUUAGUGGGAGCUCAUGUUGAACUUGUCUCAGAGGAAGAUGCAAAAAUUGGAAGCGUGGCACUAACAGAUUAUCUAAAGUCAAAAUUAGUCGCUGAAGGAAGAAAGCCAUAUGUUAUUCCUAUUGGAGGAUCGAAUUCCCAUGGAACUUGGGGUUAUAUUGAAGCAAUUAGGGAGAUUGAGCGGCAACUGGAUACUGGAAUCGACAAGAUCAAGUUUGAUGAUAUUGUAGUAGCUUGUGGCAGUGGGAGCACAGUCGCUGGUCUAGCAUUGGGAUCAUGGUUGAGCACAUUGAAGGCAAAAAUUCGUGCAUUCUCCGUUUGUUAUGAUCCUGAUUACUUCCACAAGUUGGUUCAAGGUUUACUCGAUGGCCUUCAUGCCGGUGUUGACUCACACGAUAUAGUUGAAAUCCAAGAUGCAAAGUGUCUUGGCUAUGCAAUUAGCACGCCUGAUGAGCUUAAUUUUGUAAAAGAAGUCCCUGAAUCCACGGGCGUUGUUCUUGAUCCAGUAUACAGCGGGAAAGCAGCUUAUGGUAUGAUGAUAGACAUGUCUGAGAAUCCAAAGAAGUGGGAAGGGAGGAAGAUUCUGUUCAUUCAUACUGGAGGACUGUUGGGACUGUACGCCAAAGCUGAUCAGCUGGGCUCAAUGUUGGGGAAGUGUAGUCGUUUGGACGUUAAUGAGUGUGUGCCUCGAAUCAAUGGAGUUAGGAAAAUGUUCUAAAACAUCGCAAUAAAGUUUCUUAAUAGAUGUUUGAAUUAUCAGGGAUUGGAACAUAUUAUUAUUAAUCAUUUUAUGAACGCUUACUAUUGAAAGUCCAAUAAUAUAUGACUUUUCUUUAUUUUGUAUAUGCUAGAAGUAUCCAUGAGUGCUGAUUCGAAUCAUUCGAUAGUACUUUUGUAUUUUAUGAAAUUAUUUAUGACAUUCUUUUCUUUUUUUGUUUACAGGACAAAAGGUAACGUAUUGGAUUACAGAAACUCUAAAAUAAAAUUUUAGGGAUUAAUUUUGCUUCUCUCAGUCUUUCUCCAGGGCGAUCCAUGGUGUUGGUCAAUCCAAAGCUUCAACCAAUGAUUAGAGUUGAACUUGAAUGGCUGCGAUGGUGAUGUACAGAUUAAGGAUUGAAGGCUAAGUAAAGAAUAUUUGUUUGUAAUUCUAAAGCUUAUGAAGAAACCAUUUCCAGAAGAAACCACAUAACUUCUUGUGUGACACUUGCAAAAGAAUAUUUCUUCUCCAUCUCUGCAGAUUUCUUGUAUAUAAAAACAGAGGGGUCACCAUAUGGACUGCAUUCAAUCAAAUUAGCCGCGAAGUAAACCAACAAUGGAGAAAGGUGAAGCUUCGAAUGUGUCGUACGAGGAAUUCGAGCCUUUCUGCAAAUGGAAAAAACUCGACGACUCCGACGUUCAUGUUCUUGAGGUUCAUCUCCCAGAAUUCAAGAAAGAAGAAUUGAGGGUUCGGAUAAAGAACAACUCUAUCCUUGCAAUUUCCGGCGAGCACCUCGCCAAUGAUGGGAAGAAGAUGCAAUUCAACAGAGAAAUCAAACUCCCAAAGGAUAUAUACCCAGACCAAAUCCGUGCCAAAUUCGGUGGCUCUGUCCUUUCUAUCACGAUGCCUAAGAAACCCAGCUCGGCGGAAAGCAGCAAACCAAAGGCGGACGCCGCCUCGGAGGGUAAUGACACAGCACCCAAUGAUGAUGGUAAGCCAAAGAACUUGAUAUCCAGGUUAACAAGUCCAUUAUCGAGGCUGAAAUUUAGCAAGAAAAAGGCGACGGCUUUGGCGGCGGCAGUGGUGAUUCUGGCCUUCGGAGCUUACUACUUGAUUAAAAACAGGGAUUAAAUUAUAUUCUUUGUUCGAACUGCAUACAUAGAAUCAAAUUGGAUUCACCAAUAAUAAAUCAUUCAUGUUCAUUAACUAAGAGCCACUGAUUAAUCUACCCUGUGAAGCUGAGAGUUCAAUGGUGGGGGGCUUCCCAGAUUAUCCCCUUGGAUUUCAUUGAUGAUAGUUGUGUUCGUGUCUAUAAUACUUGCAUUAUACAU
Cucurbita moschata (crookneck pumpkin) is the source of this 2521-nucleotide messenger RNA. RefSeq names its product putative D-cysteine desulfhydrase 1, mitochondrial. Gene Ontology annotation, molecular function: D-cysteine desulfhydrase activity. NCBI's taxonomy places the organism in Eukaryota, Viridiplantae, Streptophyta, Magnoliopsida, Cucurbitales, Cucurbitaceae. The record is from RefSeq and is a predicted model, not a curated record.